AUGGCAGACAGAUCAUCACUUUGUUCUCAUAACGCAACUUCUCAUCAUCGUCAGAACAAAUCCACUCUUGGGGAAAAUAAAAACACAUCGUGUUCAUUUUCCAUUGAAAGCAUUUUGGGGUUAGAGCGGAAAAAAGAUGGUGCUUCAUCUGUAAAGCCUCACAGGCCGUGGGUGGAUAAAUGCAAUGAUUUAGGAGAGGACUGUAACCCCUGUCUGUGUGUCCCUGCCAUUUCCUAUGCAAUCCCAUUGUACAAUGCAAGCAGUUACCCAGAGGCAGAAGAAAGAGUUCUGAAAUGUGAAAACUAUUUUGCAGUCAAUGAAAGGCUUUCUUACAAAAGGGAAUUGAGUUGGUACAGAGGUAGGAGGCCAAGGACUGCAUUCACUCGAAACCAGAUUGAAGUACUAGAAAAUGUGUUUAGAGUCAACUCUUAUCCUGGCAUUGAUGUUAGAGAAGAACUAGCUAAAAAAAUAGAUUUAGAUGAAGACCGGAUCCAGAUCUGGUUCCAGAAUCGCCGGGCAAAGCAGAAGAGAUCCCACAGAGAAUCUCAGUUUUUAAUGGUGAAAAACACUUUUACUCAAACAAUGAUAAAAUAA
Molecule: messenger RNA, 594 nt
Organism: Hemicordylus capensis (graceful crag lizard)
Lineage: Eukaryota; Metazoa; Chordata; Lepidosauria; Squamata; Cordylidae
Gene: HESX1
Product: HESX homeobox 1
Exons: 4
Coding region: 1-594 (197 amino acids)
Biological process (GO): regulation of transcription by RNA polymerase II; forebrain development; pituitary gland development
Cellular component (GO): nucleus
Molecular function (GO): DNA-binding transcription repressor activity, RNA polymerase II-specific; RNA polymerase II cis-regulatory region sequence-specific DNA binding
Source: RefSeq, a predicted model, not a curated record